CGCGUCAGUGCUCCUCGUCCGCACCCGCUGGCAGCAGACUGGGCCAGAGGCUGCCAGAGGCCAGUCCGACAGCCAUAUGGACCGCUACGCCCCGCACAACGGCACCGAGCCCUCUUCCCGCAACACCGUCACCUCCCGCUUGCACUCUCUCUUUUCGUCCCAGCAGAGUCGCAAGGACACGCAGCAAGACAUGAGGCCGCCGCGCGCACCAGCCGCCGCGGGCGCCCGAGCGGGCUCGGGGUCGCGGACACACUCACGACCGCAGAGUCUGACUUUCCCAGUGGCGGGACCGUCUCAAAGUCAUACGCAGAGCUCGGAGAAGCCCCACCCUGUCCUUCGCUGGAUAUCAGGCAAGCACUCCUCAUCCAAAUCCCUUUCGUCCUCCCCAGCACCUUCCCCGACCCGUUCAUCUCCUGUUGAUACCCCCUCCUCCGGCUUGAGCACACCAUCCUCCGCCGUCUCUGCAUUGGUGGACGCCUUCAAUGACAACCCUCUCCUCAUUCCCGCACACCAUACGGGCUUCAACAAGUCCUCCUCAUCUCUCGUCUCCUUGCCUACACGCCCCGAGGCUGCUCGCCUCCCUCCACACUUCCGAGCGACCCGCCCACCACGCUACCUGUCCGAACUCACAAGGACCACAUUACCCAGCGCCUCGAUAUCACCGCCCUUGCAGCCAUACGACGAGGAGGCAUUCCAGAAUCCGGUACGGUACACCGACCCUUUUGCCCCAGAUCAGCACCACGAUGCGGACAGGGAACGGGACCUAGACAUUCUAUACAGUCCUACGCCGAAGCCUCUAGCAAUACCGCACUCGCCCGCUCGCGCGCACUUAGGGCGGCAGCGCUCUGGUACCAUGUCGACGUCGUCUACGCAGUCUUCCCUGGAUACGCUUAGGUCGAUACACGAACGAGGUCGGAGUAUACACACGGCAUCGCCGCCGCAGCUGAAGAUUAGCCUUCUACCCGAUUCGCUGAAGAACUGGUUCGGCGGAGAGGAGAGCGUGGAUAGCAAGGCCAUGCAUAACAUGUUGAGCGAAGAGGACCAGCGAGGGAGCAGGCAGGCUGAGAGGGAGCACAUAAAGAAGAAAUACUAUGGGCCGAAGAACCCUGUCGUGUUCUGCCACGGGCUCCUCGGCUUCGACACGGUCACCGUCGGGCCCUCCAUUGCGUCUCUACAGGUCACCCAUUGGCGAGGCAUCAAGGAGGCGUUCGAAACGAAUGGCGUUGAGGUCCUGAUGACUCGCGUACCUGCGACCAGCACGCCCAUUGACCGGGCGAAGGUACUCUGCGAAAAGAUCAGCGAAGUCUACCCUGGGCGGAGCGUACACCUCAUCGGUCACAGCAUGGGUGGCCUUGAUUGCAGAUACCUAACAACCCAUCUCACCGACCGGCCCUUCAAGGUCCUUAGCAUUACGACCAUCUCCUCGCCGCACCGGGGCUCCUCGUUUGCGGACCAUUUUCUCUCGACGAUCGGCAGGGACCGGAUGCCGUCCGUCCUUUCACUGCUUGACCUUCUUCCGAACGGCGGAGGCGACGGCAAGGCGUUCGAGUUUCUGACGGUGGAGAACAUGGCGAAGUUCAACGAGGACACUCCGGACGUGCCCGGGGUGAAGUACUUCAGUUGGGGCGCGACUUACGACCCAGGGUUGAUUGACACAUGGAAAUGGUCACAUACCGUGGUCUUGGAGAAAGAGGGCCCUAAUGACGGGCUAGUCUCACUCAAGUCAGCCAAAUGGGGAACGUACCUCGGCACACUCGAAGGCGUGAACCACCUCGAUCUGAUCGGCUGGGUGAACACUGCGCGCUACAAGUGGGCAGAGAUCAUGGGACGCGAGGUCAAGUUCAAGCCUGUCACGUUCUAUCUAGGCAUAGCCGAUCACCUGGCGAGGGUGGUGGAGGGACAAGGACAAGAGGAAGGUGCCGGCACGAGCGGAGAAACGCGGGCAGCGGGAGAGGCAAGCGACGAGGGUCGGGCUGCCCCGGGCGCGACAGCAGGAGAGACGAGUGAAGAACGGGAAGAGCGCGAGGAGAUCCGGAGGGAGGGCGAGCGCGCCGAGAUGGCGGAUAGUCUGGGGAAGGGCGGUUCGUUGGUUCGCGAAGGCAGCGAGACUGCGGAGAGGAGUGCGGGGGAAAGGGACGGACAGUCUGGGGAACGGUGACACAAAUUGGCGGAAGGUACAAUAUAGGUAUCAUCUUGGAUAAGGGACUUCACAGCGCAUAUCCAGUCUUGCUAGCAACUCACGAUGCACACGACACGAUGUAUGGUAGUUCCGUAUAAUGCACAUAAUAUCUGGA
Rhodofomes roseus is the source of this 2294-nucleotide messenger RNA. RefSeq names its product alpha/beta-hydrolase. The transcript has 6 exons. The record is from RefSeq and is a predicted model, not a curated record. Gene Ontology annotation, molecular function: triacylglycerol lipase activity. Bases 77 to 2158 code for a protein of 693 amino acids. NCBI's taxonomy places the organism in Eukaryota, Fungi, Basidiomycota, Agaricomycetes, Polyporales, Fomitopsidaceae.